CCCCCGGCCCGCGCCGCGCUCUCCCGCCGGGGCCUCCGCCUUCCUCCCCCCUCCAUUUCCCUGGAAUCUCAGCGCGGCACGCCUGCACCCCGGCGCUCCUCUGGGUGGGGAAGCUCCCGGCCGCUUGCUGGCUUCACUCCUUCCUCGCAGCCGGGGCUCCCAGCCCCCUCGCUUCUUUUCCUGGACUGGGUCCCACCCGCUUCGGUCUCCUUCCUUUAGCUCAGGUUCCCUGCUUCUUCCCGUAGUCCCCGCUCCUCAGUCACUUGCUCAGCCCAGGUCCCAGCCUCCCCGCUUCCUUUUCCUUGCAACCCAUCCUCUCCCUUCCUCUGUCCUAGGCGCAGUCCGGUCCCCACCCUCCGCUCCCCUGGCCUGGAGGCCCAGACCUUGCGGUCUCCAGCUGUGGUCCUUCCUGGGUCCCUGUCCUUCUUGCUCAGCUUGGAGUUCUAGAUCGAGAACCCAGCCUCCCUCCACCCCCAGAGGACUGCUUCCACACAAAAAGACCUCUCUAGAACAUGAACUUUCCCUAGAGACUACCCCAGUCUCUCUUCCCACCCGCUGACCCCCUUGCCACCUAUGUCCCAGGUCUUACUCUCACUUUGCUAAGGGUCAAGGCCUACUGGGCUGAGGGAGGGAGGAUGCUUCUGUGGUCUGGCGUCUGGGGUCCCUCUCUGCCUCGAGUCUUCUCUUCCUUGCUCGUGGUCGUAGCCUUGGUGGGGCUACUGCCUGUUCUCAGGAGCCAUGGCCUCCAGCACAGUCCUACCGCCAGCACCAUCCGAGGCUCAGAGCCGCCACGGGAACGCUCAAUUGGGGAUGUCACCACGGCCCCACCGGAUUUCACCCCCGAGAGCCACCCUGUCAACCAUUCCAUCACUGAGCACAGCCCGAAGACGCGAAAGCCCUUUCCAGUCCUGGGCAUCGACUACCCACACGUGCAGACACCCUUCGAGAUCUCCCUCUGGAUCCUGCUGGCCUGCCUCAUGAAGAUAGGUUUCCAUGUGAUUCCCACAAUCUCGAACAUCGUCCCGGAGAGCUGCCUGCUGAUCGUGGUGGGGCUGCUGGUAGGGGGCCUGAUCAAGGGUGUGGGUGAGACACCCCCCAUCCUACAGUCGGACGUCUUCUUCCUCUUCCUGCUGCCACCCAUCAUCCUGGACGCAGGCUACUUCCUGCCGUUGCGGCAGUUCACAGAGAACCUGGGCACCAUCCUGAUCUUCGCCGUGGUGGGCACGCUGUGGAACGCCUUCUUCCUGGGCGGCCUCAUGUACGCCGUGUGCCUGGUGGGUGGCGAGCAGAUCAACAACAUCGGCCUCCUGGCGAACCUGCUCUUUGGCAGCAUCAUCUCGGCCGUGGACCCCGUGGCCGUGCUGGCUGUCUUUGAGGAAAUUCACAUCAACGAGCUGCUACAUAUCCUCGUCUUUGGGGAGUCCCUGCUCAAUGACGCCGUCACUGUGGUCCUGUAUCACCUCUUUGAGGAGUUUGCCAACUAUGACCGCGUGGGCAUUGUGGACAUCGUCCUCGGCUUCCUGAGUUUCUUCGUGGUGUCCCUGGGCGGGGUCUUUGUGGGCGUGGUCUACGGGGUCAUCGCGGCCUUCACCUCCCGAUUCACGGCCCACAUUCGUGUCAUCGAGCCGCUCUUCGUCUUCCUCUACAGCUACAUGGCCUACCUGUCAGCUGAGCUCUUCCACCUGUCGGGCAUCAUGGCACUCAUUGCCUCGGGAGUGGUGAUGCGCCCCUACGUGGAGGCCAACAUCUCCCACAAGUCCCACACAACCAUCAAGUAUUUUCUGAAGAUGUGGAGCAGUGUCAGUGAGACCCUCAUCUUCAUCUUCCUCGGCGUCUCCACCGUGGCCGGCUCCCACCACUGGAACUGGACCUUUGUCAUCAGCACCCUGCUCUUCUGCCUCAUCGCCCGCGUGCUGGGUGUGCUGGGCCUGACCUGGUUCAUCAACAAGUUCCGCAUCGUGAAGCUGACGCCCAAGGACCAGUUCAUCAUUGCCUACGGGGGCCUGCGCGGGGCCAUCGCCUUCUCCCUGGGCUACCUGCUGGACAAGAAGCACUUCCCCAUGUGCGACCUGUUCCUCACUGCCAUCAUCACCGUCAUCUUCUUCACCGUGUUUGUGCAGGGUAUGACCAUUCGGCCCCUGGUAGACCUUUUGGCUGUGAAGAAAAAGCAAGAAACGAAGCGCUCCAUCAACGAGGAGAUCCAUACGCAGUUCCUGGACCACCUUCUGACAGGCAUCGAGGACAUCUGUGGCCACUACGGCCACCACCACUGGAAGGACAAGCUCAACCGGUUUAACAAGAAGUAUGUGAAGAAGUGCCUGAUAGCCGGCGAGCGCUCCAAGGAGCCCCAGCUCAUCGCUUUCUACCACAAGAUGGAGAUGAAGCAGGCUAUCGAGCUGGUGGAAAGUGGUGGCAUAGGCAAGAUCCCCUCUGCUGUCUCCACCGUCUCCAUGCAGAACAUCCAUCCCAAGAACCUGCCUGCUGAGCGCAUCCUGCCAGCACUCUCCAAGGACAAGGAGGAGGAGAUUCGAAAAAUCCUGAGGAACAACUUGCAGAAGACCAGGCAGAGGCUGCGGUCUUACAACAGACACACGCUGGUGGCAGACCCCUACGAGGAGGCCUGGAACCAGAUGCUGCUCCGGAGACAGAAGGCCCGGCAAUUGGAACAGAGGAUCAACAACUACCUGACGGUGCCAGCCCACAAACUGGACUCGCCCACCAUGUCUCGGGCCCGCAUCGGCUCAGACCCGCUGGCCUAUGAGCCGAAGGCUGACUUGCCAGUCAUCACCAUCGACCCCGCCUCCCCACAGUCGCCCGAGUCUGUGGACCUGGUGAAUGAGGAGCUGAAGGGCAAGGUCCUCGGGCUGAACCGGGACCCCAGGGUGGCCGUUGAGGAGGAUGAUGACGGGGGCAUCAUGAUACGGACCAAGGAGCCCUCUUCCCCCGGCACUGACGACGUCUUCACCUCUGGGCCCAGUGACAGCCCCAGCUCCCAGAGGAUACAGCGCUGCCUCAGCGACCCAGGCCCCCAUCCUGAGCCUGGGGAGGGAGAGCCUUUCAUCCCCAAGGGGCAGUAGCGCUGGGGCCAGUGGGCCAUGCCUGUCCCACCAAAGACUCUCCCACCAGAGCAGGGGCUGCUGGGAGCUGGGGGGCCUCCCCUCCUCCUUCCUGACCUGCAUGGCAGCUGGGCCCAGCACGGCUUCCCCCUGCCUCCUGGGAAGCACCCCCCGCCACCACCACCAGAACUGCCUUCCCCAUCCACUCGGCAGAACUGCUGGGCUGUGAGCAGACCUGCCCCUUCCUGUCCGGCUCUCCCAUCCCCAGAGGAGGGCCUCCCAUCCCCAGAGGAGGGCCUCGAGUUUCCCGGACCUCGGUGCCCCUCCUCCUCCGUCACCCUCCUCAUGCAAACCAGUCCUAGUUUCUAACCAAAGAGCCUCUGGCUCAGCCGGGGUCCCACCUGGGAAGGGGAGGAGCCCAGGCCUCUCUCGGCCUAGGCCAGGCCCUUCAUUAACGGAGGAAAAAUGAGGGGGAGCAGAUAUCUGACCCACCCUCCUGCCAGCUUUGUCAUCCUGGCCAGCGACCCUGACACGCCCCUUCUCAGAGCUGCACCCCUGAGCUUCUCUGUGUGGAGCUGGGGCGCCUUGGACCGUGAGUAACAGCUUUCCAGAUUGCUCCGCGGGGACCAGUGAGCGCUCGGCAGCUGGUGUCAGGAGAGAGGCCAUCACAGGCUCAGACAGUGCUGCCUUUUUAUCUGUUUUGUUUGUCCCACUUCCAUGUAUGACCUGUUUGCACAGAGGCCAUUCCUGUUUGUAAGACAUUUUCAAAGCCCCUGGCCAUGCCUGUCCCACCACAGACUCUCCCACCGGAGCAGGGGCUGCUGGGAGCUGGGGGGCCUCCCCUGACCUGCAUGGCCCUCCUCCAGAGAAUCCCCCUCAUUUGGGCCCGUCUGCCCAACACUCCCCAAGUCGGUCCUCUACCUCCUGGACCCAUAACUGUGGCCCCAAAACCCUGAUUUCAGAAGUGAACCCCCAUAUCCAAUCAUGGUCCUCUCCCACUCACAGAUGCUGGGCCGUCUGGUACUUUGCUCUUGGGCCUGCCCCUCAGUCCUGCUGGCCUGUUCUGUCUCUCAUCCCUCCCAUCAGCCCCAGGAACCUCUCCCUCUUAGGUUCCCCGCACCCAGCUGGCUGUGGAGCCCACACCUCAGGGGAGCAGACCUCCCCUGAGCAUCGCCCACCCAGCUAGGGCUGGUGGGGGACAGAGUCCUAGGCUCCCAGGGGCCUUUGCCCACAGGCACACACUCCCAUCCCCACUGCUACCAUGGCCAGGCCCAGGGGGAGUGGUGUCUGUCCUCCCCGGGUCACUCCCCCAGGAUCGUGCAAUAGUCAGAGUCCCCCUUCCCAGUGGACUGGGCAGCGGGUGCUCAUCUGUCCCCUCUCCAUGCAAGUGCUGUUUUGGGCCGGAGUCACCAUGUAAGGGUGACGUGACAGCCAUGUUCAAAGCCACCACAGCUGCUGCUGCUCUGCCGCCUGUACAGAAGAAACCAAAAUUUUUUCAUAUUCUAAUAAAUCCAUAUGAGUUUUUAA
This is a messenger RNA of Myotis davidii, 4583 nucleotides long. It is a transcript of the gene SLC9A1, whose product is annotated as solute carrier family 9, subfamily A (NHE1, cation proton antiporter 1), member 1. The record is from RefSeq and is a predicted model, not a curated record. Lineage: Eukaryota; Metazoa; Chordata; Mammalia; Chiroptera; Vespertilionidae. Gene Ontology annotation, cellular component: membrane. The transcript has 12 exons. Gene Ontology annotation, biological process: sodium ion transport; proton transmembrane transport; regulation of pH. Gene Ontology annotation, molecular function: sodium:proton antiporter activity. The coding region runs from base 636 to 3077 and encodes 813 amino acids.